AUGUCUGAUAUAGCUAUUUAAUCAAAUCCAUAAUCAUUUUCAUUUGAAUUAAUUAGAGAGAGUUCUAUUAAAUAGAAAGAAUAUUGUAGUGCAGUAGCUAUAGAUAAAAAUAAUCAACUAGUUUUGGCAACGGCUGACAAGGCUAUAAAGGUUUUCUCUUUUAAAAUGGAAAGACUUAAAUAAAUUCAAUAAUUAAAUAUGAAUAAAAUGGAUGUUACAACAUUAAAUUGGUUUUUAAAUAAGUCCUAAUUUAUAAAUGGUUCAAUUGAUUCAACUAUUCGAAUUUCAUCAACUAAUGUAAUCUCAUCUGCUAAAUAUUUUUAAUAAUUGAAGGGUCAUUAAAGUUGGAUUACAAAUAUAAUAAUACAUCCUAAAAAUUAAGAUGUCAUCAUAUCAAGUUCUAAUGAUAGCUCAAUAAGAGUUUGGUAAAAUAUUGAAAAUUGGUAGUGUUGUUAAAUAAUUUAAGAUUAUUAAAAGGAUAUAAAAGGACUAUCUAUAAACUAAGAAGGUGAUUAAUUGUGUUCAUGUUCAGGAGAUUAAUAAAUUUUGAUAUUGAAACCAAUAAAUAAUAAAAAUUAUUUUAAAUGGUAAGUAAAUUAGAUAAUUAUGGUAGAUUAAUCUGGUUAUCGAAUUUGUUCUAUAAAUGAUAAAGUAUUCACAUUUUAAUAAGAUUCAAAUAAUUAUUUACAUAUAUAUACAAAAGAUUAAAAUGGAUUAUUUAGUAAAACAGGAUAAAUUAAAGUAGCAGGUGGAGAAUAAUCUUGUGAUUAUUUAUUUCCAUCCGUUUAUCAUUCUAGUAAAUAGUUAUUGAUCAAUAAGAAUGGAUACACAAUCAAUUUAAUAAGAAUAUUUAAUAAAAAUGAUUCUAAUGAUCAAAUUAAUAUUGAUUUUAUAUUAGAAUAAAUUAUAGAUUUUGGAGAUUAAUCUUACGGACAUAUAUGGGGAACUCUUAGUUAAGAUUAAAAAUACUUGAUAACAUGGGAUUGUGAUUCAUCAGAAAUUUAAAUUAGAAAAUAUACAGAAAAAUUAUGA
Paramecium sonneborni is the source of this 1032-nucleotide messenger RNA. NCBI's taxonomy places the organism in Eukaryota, Ciliophora, Oligohymenophorea, Peniculida, Parameciidae. The record is from the annotation of a GenBank genome assembly.